AUGCAGUUUUACAACAUUUCCACCACACCACAACGCGCAUUUAUCAUAUUUUCCGCAAAAGAUGCUGGAACGAUGUUGCGCCCGGAACACUUUGCCGAAAUGUAUCAAAUUGAUGAGUUGAUGCGUGAUGCGUUUGAACAUGCCGAUCAUUGGGGUGCACCAUUGUGUCAUCCACUCUGCAAUCUGAAUACUGCACUGAAGCUUUUUUGGGUAACCGUUCUUUCAUUUUCCACCUUAAUAAAUCGCUUUUGA
Molecule: messenger RNA, 252 nt
Organism: Gongylonema pulchrum
Lineage: Eukaryota; Metazoa; Nematoda; Chromadorea; Rhabditida; Gongylonematidae
Source: the annotation of a GenBank genome assembly